AUGAGACAAUCCUUUCUAUUUGCCUUCUUCCUUUGGCUCUGUACUUUGACUAAUGCUCUCUAUUUGAAGCCAACACUUCCUCUGGAAGAUGACUUUUAUAACAAGCCUGAUAACGUUGAUGAUUAUGCGGAAGGUGACAUUAUUCGCUGGAGAAAUGCACCGCUGAUGAUUCGUUCGAUUUACUAUCCCGUUAAUGUCAAAAAUGCCUGGCAGUUCUUAGUGCGGUCAACUGACUCCAGAGGAAAUGCUACUGCUAUUGUUACCACUGUGCUUGAACCAUAUGAUGCAGACCCAACCAAGUUAUUAUCAUAUCAAUUCGCAGAAGACUCGGCUUCUCCAAAUUGCUCGCCUUCAUAUUCUAUUCUUUUUGGUGCAAACAUGGACACCGUCAUUGCACAAGCUGAGAUGAUUCUCCUUUCGACUGGCUUGUCCAGAGGUUGGUAUGUAGUUGCACCUGAUUACGAAGGUGUACAAAGUGCAUUCACUGUCGGAAGACAAGCCGGUCAUGCUACGUUAGAUUCAAUUAAAGCGGUUUUGACCACACAGAACACGACUGGUAUUGAUCCAGAUGCUAAGGUUGCAAUGUGGGGAUACUCUGGAGGCACUAUUGCUUCAGGUUGGGCUGCUCAGCUCCAGCCAAAGUAUGCUCCAGAGCUCAAAGACAACUUGAUUGGCGUGGCCGUUGGUGGCUGGGUUACUAACAUUACCUUGACUGCACAAGCAACUGAUGGAACACUUUAUGCUGGUUUGAUUCCCAACGCUAUUAACGGAAUUGUUCAGGAGUAUCCUGAAAUGAGACUGACUUUAAACGAAUAUAUUAGAGAAGACAGAAAGGAUUGGUUUUUUGAAGCUGCUAACAAAUGUCUCUUGCCUUCCAUUUUAAGUUAUGCCUUCCACAACUUCUUCAGUGGUCACAAUGCGUACUCUAAGAUAGGAUGGGAUAUUUUCAAUUUAGAUGUGGUGAAAAACAUUGUGGACUAUAACACAUUGGCAUUGACGGAGGACGAAGGCGUCCCGGAGAUUCCCAUGUUUGUUUUCCAUGGCACUGAGGAUGAAAUUGUUCCCUUCUCAGGUGCUCAAAGAGCAUAUGAAAACUACUGCGAUUGGGGCAUUGAUUCACUCGAAUUCGCAGUCGCGAAUACCACAGGUCAUAUUCUUGAAGUUGUCGAGGGAAGUGCAGCAGCUAUUAAGUGGCUAGAAGACAGAUUCAGUGGUAAGCCUGUCGUUCAGGGAUGCAAGCGUACAGUUCGUAGCACCAACUUAGAAUAUCCUGGUGCCGACUUGGCAUAUUACCAAUUGGUGAGAACUCUUUUCACAUCUAUCCCUGGCGGAGAGAUUGGGGCCUCCUAUCCAAGGAAUGCUACAGUAACUGCGAAAUUUGAGGCUGAAUUGAGCUGGAUCAUCCAAAAACUCAAUAAGAUCGGACCUCUUCCAUUAUAG
This is a messenger RNA of Sungouiella intermedia, 1440 nucleotides long. NCBI's taxonomy places the organism in Eukaryota, Fungi, Ascomycota, Pichiomycetes, Serinales, Metschnikowiaceae. The record is from the annotation of a GenBank genome assembly.